Molecule: messenger RNA, 582 nt
Organism: Halteromyces radiatus
Lineage: Eukaryota; Fungi; Mucoromycota; Mucoromycetes; Mucorales; Cunninghamellaceae
Exons: 4
Coding region: 89-406 (105 amino acids)
Cellular component (GO): mitochondrion
Molecular function (GO): structural constituent of ribosome
Source: RefSeq, a predicted model, not a curated record
UUUUUUUUUUUUUUUUUUUUUGAAAUGUUUAAUUUUGAAACUCAUCCACUUUUUUUUUUUUCUGCUUCUCUUUCUUUUCGUCUUCAAUAUGUUUUUCACUCGUGUAUUAUUUGAAGCAGUAACUGAAGCUUCAGCUGUUAAAUCAAGAUCCGGUAAAAACUUGUAUCAAGUACUUAGUUCUCUUCCCAAUCAAGGUGUUGGUUCCCGGGUGGCACCUACUAAAUAUAUCAACAAUCCUAGCUUGAAGGACAGUUAUUAUGAAGUUACUAAAGUGAACCUGAAGCCUGGAACUACUCAUGGUCGUGCUUGGGGUGUACAAGUAUUGAAAGGAAGAACCAUUCAGGACGGCAAGCCAAUUGAAAUUCGUGGAGGAUUGAAAUUGAAAUGGAAGGAAUAUAAGGCUUAAAAUAGAUUGUAUAGAUAUUGUUUUAGUUUAUUGGUUUUUAUAUAUAAAGUGUAUGUCUUGUAAUAAUAUGUCAAAGAAAAUGUAUUGGUUUCGUAUGCUCUUUACAUUUGAUACUCCGAUGUGACAGCGUGCAGUUGGGCAAAUCAAAUAAAAUUGUUUCUGUUGUUUCUUUUUUC